AUGCUGAUUUCGUUGCAGCUGGCGACAAAUCAGAUCUGCAACACGACGCUUGAUCCCUGGUCGAGGGCGAAAGCUCUCGUUGCGGAGUUCACCAUCGAGGAGAAGAUCAAGAACACGCAGGACAAUUCGCCCGGUGUCCCGCGCAUCGGCCUGCCGCCGUACGAGUGGUGGAAUGAAGCCCUUCACGGCGUUGCGUGGUCCCCAGGGAUCAGUUUCGGCGCGGCCGGGCAGCAGUUCAACUAUGCCACGUCGUUCCCGCAGCCCAUCACCAUGGGCGCCGCUUGGGAUAUGCCGCUCAUCAGGGCUGUAGCAGAAACGAUAUCGACCGAGGCGCGCGCCUUCAGCAAUGCCGGACGGGGCGGGCUGAACUUCUGGACGCCGAAUAUCAACCCCUUUCGCGAUCCGCGCUGGGGCCGCGGUCAGGAGGUCCCGUCGGAGGAUCCGUACUUCAUCAGCCAAUAUGUGAACCAGCUCAUCCCUGGGCUACAAGGAGGGCUGCAAGCGGAUCCGUAUUUCAAGCUUGUUGCCACGUGCAAGCACUACGCUGGAUAUGACAUUGAAGACUGGGGCGGCAACAAGCGGUACGGCUACGACGCCGUGAUCUCGCCGCAGGAUCUCCGCGACUACUACCUGCCUCCCUUCCAGGCAUGUGCGCGCGACGCCAACGCCCAGUCAUUUAUGUGCAGCUACAACGCGGUCAAUGGCGUGCCGACGUGCGCUGACCCCUGGCUGCUGGAAGACCUGCUCCGGGACCACUGGAACUGGACGGGCAGCGACCAGUGGGUCACGUCGGACUGCGAUGCGCUGAAGAAUGUCUAUAGCGCCCAUCACUUCCGCAACAUGAGCGCGCCGGCUGCAGCCGCGGCAAGUCUGAAUGCCGGUACGGAUCUGGACUGUGGCUCGUUCUGGCCGGAGAAUCUCGGCGCGGCGUAUAAUGGCAGCUUGUUCAACGAGACCACUCUCGAUGUAAGCCUGACCAGGAGGUAUGCGAGCUUGGUGAGACUGGGUUACUUCGACCCAUCGGAGAAACAGCCGUAUAGGCAGCUCGGAUGGGCAGACGUAGCGACCGCAGAUGCCCAGACGUUGGCACGAAAGGCGGCAAUUGAGGGCCUGGUUCUGCUGAAGAACAACGACGCGCUUCCGCUCUCGAAGCCGGGCGGUGCCAUCAAGACGGUCGCGGUGAUUGGGCCGAUGGCGGCUGCCUCGCGGCAGAUGCAGGGCAACUACUACGGCAACCCGCCCGUGCUGGUGAGCCCGGCCGCCGCCUUUCAAAAGGCGGGCUACACCGUCUUGACCAUCCCAGGGGUUGGCGUUUCGUCGGGCACCUUGGCCGGCGUCGCGGCCGCGCUCGCAGCGGCACAGAAGGCCGACGCGGUGGUGUUCGUCGGCGGCAUCGACAACGGCCUCGAGUCGGAGGAGCACGACCGUACCGCCAUCGAGUGGCCGGCCGCGCAGGUGACGCUCAUCGAGCAGCUGGCGACGCUGACGGCCGAAGCGGGCAAGGAGAAGCCGUUUGUGGUCGUGCAGAUGGGCACGGUGGUGGAUGCCAGCGCCGUGCGGGAUAGUACUGGCGUGGAUGCGCUCCUGUGGGCUGGGUAUCCGGGCCAGGAUGGCGGGACGGCGAUUGUCGAUGUGCUGCUGGGCAAGACGGCGCCAGCGGGAAGGCUACCGUUCACUCAGUACCCUGCUGGUUAUGUGGAUGAGGUGCCAAUGACGGAUAUGGCGUUGAGGCCGUCGCGGGGGCAGAAUGAUACUGGGAAAGGUAAUCCAGGCCGCACAUACAAAUGUGCGGUCAUCUCACCAGACUCCGAGUUACUGUCGCAGUUCACCACAUCUGCCCUUUUGGCACAGUCCUCAACAGCCGCAUCGUAUAAGGAUCUUCUCCCAUUCGCGUCGGUUCCAGUGACCGUGUCCAACACGGGGAAUGUGACGAGCGACUUCGUCGUCAUGGCCUUCUUGAAGGGCGAGUACGGGCCGAAGCCGUACCCGCUGAAGAGUCUGGCGGCCUUCACGCGCUUGCAUGAUAUCCCGGCUGGGACAAGUGUGAAUGCUACGCUCGAGAUCCAGAUGGGGAGCGUGGCGAGGAGUGAUGAGCAGGGGAAUCUGGUGCUGUGGCCGGGACAGUAUAGUCUUGUGUUAGAUAUUGAUAGCAAGGAUUCGUGGAACUUCACGAUUGCUGGGGAUGCUGCAGUCCUUGACGUGCUGCCGCCGCGGAGGACUAUCUAA
Molecule: messenger RNA, 2226 nt
Organism: Phaeoacremonium minimum UCRPA7
Lineage: Eukaryota; Fungi; Ascomycota; Sordariomycetes; Togniniales; Togniniaceae
Product: putative glycoside hydrolase family 3 protein
Exons: 6
Coding region: 1-2226 (741 amino acids)
Biological process (GO): arabinan catabolic process; xylan catabolic process
Cellular component (GO): plant-type cell wall
Molecular function (GO): xylan 1,4-beta-xylosidase activity; alpha-L-arabinofuranosidase activity
Source: RefSeq, a predicted model, not a curated record